AUGGCCCCACUACCGCCACCACCGGUUGCACGGGAACGGCCACACUACCCACGGCGGGCCCACGCCGGGCUGUACUUCCAUUCAUCGCCACCCAAGGUGCUCCAAAUGACCAAUCAGCUAGCGGCGAAGGAUAACGAUUACAGGAGCCGAGACGGGAUAGUGAUCAAACCGUCGAACAUUCGGAUAUGGCUGCACCACAAGCAGAUGUACAAGCUGGCGAAGGUGCUGUGGGCCGGCCAGGGAAUGCGUCUGCGAACGGAGACAUCCCACCAUCCGAAGAUGAAGCGAUUCCUAGAGUGUGUCCCGCACGUCAUGGGUGUCAUUAAGGACAUUCAUCAGGCCGUCAUCGAGAACGAUCUGGACACGCUGAAGGAGAAGACGGCACCGCCGGCCCCACGUGUCAUACUGACGAGCAAGGACGCACACGGGUUGACACCGCUCCACAAGGCAGCCGGACUGGCCCACACGCAGAUCGUCGAGUACAUACUGUCCGUGUGGCCGAGCCUUUCGUCCGACGAGGACCACGCUGGGCGGACACCGCUGCACUGGGCCGCCAGUGCGAAGAAUAACGCGCGCAGCUUCAAUCUGCUGGUGCAGGCGGGCGCCGACGAGACCGCACUGGAUGACCGCCACAAACCGGCCGAGUACUACAAGAACAAGGCCGGCGACAUCGACCGGUCGCUGCUGUCGGUCAUCCCGGAAGCGCCCCGAAUUUCACAGCAAGGAUUUCCUUCCUGCUUCGACUGGGCCAUGUUCACGCUGGACGAUGAUGAGGUAGCUCACGGUGGCUCACAGACGCGAAUGAAACCAUUUCUUUCGCAGAAUAAUCUGCUGGACGCCGGUCCAACAGAUACGGGGCUGGCCGGAGAUUGCUUGUCGGCGAACGUCGUCAAAUCGAAAUCCGUACAGAACCUUACCAACGGCGUACUCACCGAUCUCGACGCCCAACCGGAACUCCCAGCCGGCGGGGACAAAGAAAAACCGCGGAACGGCGAUGGUCAAAACGAUACACUCAGCGAUAAUGGCAUGGACCAGACAGCAGCAAACGAUAAUCAGCAGACGGAGACCGCAGCCGAACCAGACGAACAAGAGGCAGCCGACGAGGACGGGACAGUAGUGGAGCCAGUAGUGCAAAGCAAUCAGGAAGAUGUCGGCCGGUCGGCCGGGAUCGUACCAAGCACUAGCGUUAACGGUGACGGUGGUCAGGAUGACACCGCCGGGGAAACCAUUUCCUCCGAUACCUUGGGGUCAGUGGAUAGGAAUGAGGAUCUAGAAUUGCCGGUUGCUGUUGCAACGGAUGUUGAUUCAGAGCGACCAGCGAGUGGUCGUCAAUCGGCCGGCAUCGAACCGAAUGGCAACAGCCGUGAACCAUCCGCCGGUGCAGUUUCACCGCACAGUUCCGGUGGCUCCGGUGACGAACCAGAAGAUGAGCUGCUGAAGGAACCGGCAAAGCCGGAGCCGGAUAGGAAUGGGUCUCCCGAGGGUGCUGAAGAAGCCGAAGUAUCACGGGACAGCUUGGAGCACGAAGCACCCACCGCUCCGAAAGACGAAGAAAUCGAACAGGACAGUUUGGGGAAGGAUGGCGAAGGAGAUGGCGAGCCACCUGCCAUCAGUGGAGCGACCAAAGAGUCUGCGUCGGGUUCGCAAUCGAGGGUCACCUCCGGGAAAAGUAUCAGAUCGACGUCGAAAGGCGAUCAGGAAGAGGACGGGCGAACCAGUAGACAAUCGUCGGCCACCGCUGAUCAAGGGGACACCCGGGAGGACGACUCCCGUUCUUCGGGUCACCGCACCCGACCCGGUUCGGUGAAGGAAUCGGCGCUCUCCGACGGUUCACGCACAUCGACCGGUGCUGAUUCCCGGGCAGUUUCCUCGCGGACCGUGGUUCGUGGUUCGUCCGGCAAGUCGGUCGCCACCCGACGAUCGUCGAUUGUGUCGCACAAAUCGAGCCACACCGGAACCGGAUCCAUUGACCCAUCGGAUCAGGCUGAGGACUCGGAAGGAAACGAUGAUUCCAGCAGUACCGAUGUGCAGAUCGUUAGCUACCGCACGGGAGCCGAGAACGGCGGAAUGGUCGAACCGGCUCAAAGCUCCGAUGGCGGGCAAGUGAUGGAACAGGAAUCGCAGGAGUCGGAACCGGACACCAAGCCGAUGCCCGAGGACGUGCCAAGUCAGGUGCUGGAGAUCGAGGGCACGGUGCAGGGCGAACCGGACAACGGGCAGCUGCAGUCUACCAACCAUCGGCUGGUGCGCGAAGAGCUCGAGGAACGGUUGAAUGAAGAACAGUCGGUCCAGGAUGCAAUCGACUCGGCCGACUUGGAGAAGCUGGCCGCGAUCGUACUGAAUGGCAAGGGAAAGUCUCUGAUUGGCCGAUCGGCAGACCAACCGGAGAUUCUGGCGUUUCUACAAAAUGUACCGGCCUACAUGGGCAAAAUAAGGCGCGUCCAUCUAGCGGCACGCGAGGGCAGUCUGCGUGAUCUACAGUCGGCCCUGGAUCGGCGUAAAUUCGCCACGGCAAAGGACGAGAUAUCGCCGCACGGUGCAACGCCCCUGCACGUGGCAACGGUUUUCGGGCACGCAGGGAUCGUGCGUUACUUGGCGGGACGGUUUCCGGAAACGCUCAGCGCAACCGACGACGAUGGCCGAACGCCGCUGCACUAUGCCGCCACGCUGAAGGACAACGGUCACUUCUACAACCUGCUGACCCAUCUGGGGGCCAACGCAAAGGUGGAAGAUAAUCUCAACCAUUCGGCCGAGUACUAUCUGGGUCACGUGCAGUCCCAGGGCAUCCUUUCCCACCGGCAGCUGUUGCGCGACUAUGGUGCCAAGGAAGAGCUGGCCGAGGAGAUGCUGAACGAUCAAGUGCCGGACGAUCUGCACAGCGCACGGCGUCCGCUGGACGACGCCGAUACGCUGACCACGCUCGAGCGCUGCUACAAGAUCAUCCACGAGCCGACCGACGAUCUGUUGGUCCGGUCGGUCGGGCUGCCGAGCAACAGUGUGCCGGGCAGUGCUUCCUCGCUGCGGGUCCUCAUCACCUCGUACCUGGCGCGCUUCCUCAAGCGCAGCGUGUUCGAUCGGAUCAAGAAGCGGCAGACGCGCCUCGACCACAACCUGUUCGACGUGAUCUGGCCGGCGAUGAAGAAGGCAACGAAGGAGAAGCGCCUGGACGAGGAUCUGAACGUGGGGAUCGUGAUGCCCGACUACGACGCUUUCGUGGUGUUCCAGGAGUUUCUGGUGCCGCUCAUCAAGGACGUGCACUGCAUGGAGGUAACGCAGCCGUUCAUGCCGCACCCGCCGAUGCAGUACUUCCCGCGGUACGCCGUUAACGACCAGCAGCUGUCGGCGCCGCAGCACCCGGAGCAGCCGGCCGGAGGGGAAUCGUCCACGAAGAAUGGGAACAUCCUGCGGGAGAAUCCGGACAGCGUGCGGCUCAACCUGGACACCUCGGGCAAGUACAUCACGGGCUGCGUCGUCGAGUGUGGCCGGAACUUGGACGCGCACGAGUUUCCGCUCAAUCUCGGCAUUGCCCAGCUGGAGCAGGUCGAGCGACUCGUUACGGCCAAGGUGCUGUCGACGGAAUUUGUCCAGGUAACGGGCGAGUCAGAACUCGGCACGUACUACAGCAUGAACGAGGUGCUCGAGAACCCGUCGGAGGUGCGCACGGUACUGGCGGCCAGCGGGCUUCUGGUGCCGCUGCUCGACCAUACCGAUCCACAUCAAACCGCCGAAUCGAUCGCCAUCAAUGGCCGGUACUGGCCGUACGGGCGCGGUGUGUACGUCAGUCAGGCGGGCGAUCUGGUGGUGUGGGUCAACGUGCAGGAUCACUUGCGGCUCAUGUGCUGCACCGAGAGCAAAAACCCGGCGGCCAUCGGUACCGCCUACUCGAAGGUCGGCCGCGCCAUGAAGUUCCUCGACGAGCGGAUCCCGUUCAAGCACAGCUACUUCCUCGGCUACCUCGUAUCGCGGCCGUCCUUCCUCGGGACGGGCCUCAAGCUCACGCUGAACCUAGCGCUGACGCACCUGCGCAAGGAGCGCGAAAAUUUGCGGCACCUGUGCGUGGUCCGCGGUCUGCACCUGCUCACGGACGAUGGCUCGGUGCGGGCGUGCAACAUGCGCUGCCUGGCGCAGACCGAGUGGCAGCUCUUCCAGGACUUUGCCGGCGCCGUCACCAACAUCGUGGCGCUCGAGAAGGAGCUGUCGAUGUCGAACUCUCUGCACAUCGCCGCCACCCUGUUGCGCAUCUUUCAGUUGGGUGAGCAACAGGUGGAAAUACCAUUGUUUCGCACCGAGGAAGGUCGCUAUUUGGCCACCUCUUUAGGCGAUCCUCUCAUCAAGGGGCUGACGGAAGUGGCCAACAAACGGCCACCGGAUCCCAUCACGUAUCUGGCCAACUAUUUGUACAACUUCGUCAACCAUAAAACCAAACCGCAGGACCACAAGAAGUCGCUGGGUAACGAUUCGAACAACAACUGCAUCGAGGGGCAAGUGAAACAGGAACCGGCCGAACAGGACCUGGACAGUUCGGCCCAGCAAGUCGGCGCAGGGCCGGAGGCGGGUCCACCGCCGAGGGAACCAUCUCCGCCGCCACCGGUUGCCAUGGAGCCAACGGUGCGGGACGAAAAUGCGCCGUCUCCUGAGGAAUCGGACGUAAACCAGCCACCGGCAGACGAUCGGGAUGAACAUGGUCAGAGUAUACUCCAUUUCGCGUGUGCUCGAUCGCACGGUCGCAAUGCUUUGAUUCAGCUGAUCGAGGAGUCUGGUGUCAACAUUACAUACCGGGACGAGCUGUACCGAACUGCGAGGGAUGUGGCCCUGCAAGCCACCCAACCGGAGAAUGCCCGCGAAAUCGAUCGAUACAUUAUAGGAGUGGCCGCCAAAGGUGAUUUGGAGGCACUGAAUGGAAUGCUGCUGGAGGGAUAUGAUCAUAUUGUGGACGUCGUUGCACCGGAUGGAACAACCAUACAGGAGGUGGCCAGCACCCGUGGACACCAGGAUGUGGUGCGCUUCCUGGAAACAGCCCGAACGUUCGAGGAAAAUCGUGAAAACCUCCUCAGCGCCAUCCGGGAGAAGAGGUUCGAGGCGGUGGUAAAACUUACCAAAUCACCCGAUGGGCCUAAGCUUGUGCGAGCGAAGAACUACUACGGUCGAUGCUCACUCCAUAUAGCAAUAUUGAUGGAAAACGAGGAUAUUGUCGACUAUUUGGCAUCCAACUUCAGCGCAGUUCUCAAGAUUGGUGAUAAUUUGCAGCGAACUCCUUUGCACUACGCGAUGGGCGUCCGCAACGUGGAAGCUAUAAGCCGUAUUUUGAUCAAAAAUGGAGCCAAACGCGUCCUGAAAGAUUUGAAGGGCCGUCAGCCAACCUACUACUUCAUGAACAAGGCGGAUAUUUACCGUUUGCAGGAAGAAGAAAGGGAAUGAAGCUCAAACUCCGAAGCCACCAAUUAUGACAAUUGCCCCGAAACCACUAAUCCUACAACAUUUGCAUUUCUACUACGGUGAACGUUUAAUGUUUUGUGAUCU
Molecule: messenger RNA, 5520 nt
Organism: Anopheles bellator
Lineage: Eukaryota; Metazoa; Arthropoda; Insecta; Diptera; Culicidae
Exons: 21
Coding region: 1-5418 (1805 amino acids)
Molecular function (GO): protein binding; kinase activity
Source: RefSeq, a predicted model, not a curated record